AAAUGGCUUCGACCAGGCUUCUAAAAAUUGCUCGUCAUGUCAAACCCAACGUAAGCCACCUAAUUUCAACGCGAAAUUUAAUUACAGGACCUAAGUGGUUUGAUCAGUGCAAGAAGAUAAAUGUGCUAGAUUCAUAUAUGAGCUACUAUGACUCAGAGGAUCACCAUUCUGAGAAUACUAUUGUGUUUCUACAUGGAAAUCCUACAUCUUCGUAUCUCUGGCGAAAUAUUAUUCCUCAUACAGUAGAUAUCGCACGCUGCUUGGCUCCAGAUCUCAUCGGAAUGGGACAGUCAGGGAAAUCUGGGAAUGGCUCUUACAGGUUUGUUGACCACUACAAAUAUUUGUCAGCUUGGUUUGGCCAGGUCAAUCUUCCAGACAAAGUAAUCAUUGUGUGUCAUGAUUGGGGCUCUGGUCUUGGUUUUCACUGGUGUCAAAGAAAUCCAACCAGGGUCAAAGCCAUAGUUCAUAUGGAGAGUUUGGUUGGUACCAUCAGGUCUUGGGACACUUGGCCAGAAAUUGCAAGAGACAUUUUUCAAGCAAUUCGCUCCGAUGCAGGUGAAGAAAUAAUCUUGAAGAAGAAUCUAUUCGUCGAGCGCCUCUUGCCAAAUAGUAUUAUGCGCGAUUUAACGCCAGAGGAAAUGGACGCAUACAAAAUGCCGUACAAAGAAGAAGGAGAGAGUCGACGACCAACGUUGACUUGGCCAAGAGAGAUUCCAGUUGAAGGUGAAGGUCCUGAAGAUUUGCUAAAGAUUGCUAGCGAAUACCAAGAAUUCAUGGCAACGUCAAAAAUGCCAAAAUUAUUCAUUGAAGCGGAACCUGGUUUUUUCAGCAAGGCAAUUAAGAAAAUAGCCCUGCAAUGGCCAAACACAACCGCCAUUAGGGCUAAGGGUUUGCAUUUUCUACAAGAAGACUCGCCUGAUAUUAUAGGUAGUGCAAUUCGCGAAUUUGUUGAGAAAUUGUAAAAAUUAUAUGAUUUAUAUC
Messenger RNA from Dendronephthya gigantea, 981 nucleotides. Its product is annotated as coelenterazine h 2-monooxygenase-like. Bases 3 to 962 code for a protein of 319 amino acids. The record is from RefSeq and is a predicted model, not a curated record. Gene Ontology annotation, molecular function: catalytic activity. The transcript has 2 exons. NCBI's taxonomy places the organism in Eukaryota, Metazoa, Cnidaria, Anthozoa, Malacalcyonacea, Nephtheidae.